AUGGCGACCAGCAAGCAGCACGCUAAUAAGAGCACUCUCAUUAUCGUCUCGAAUAGACUGCCGCUUUCUCUCAGAAAAGUGGACAAUUCCUUCGAGAGCAGUACCUCUAGUGGCGGGCUGGUGACCGCGCUGUCGGGAUUGACAGACUCGAUGAACUUCAAGUGGCUAGGUUGGCCAGGAAUCACGGCAGCAAAUGACGAGGAGCAGGAAAAUGCCCAGCGUGCGCUCGGAGAGAAGAUGGCGAAGGGGAUAUUCCUUGAAGAGCAGCUAGCACAAGACCAUUAUGAUGGAUUUUCAAAUACAAUUCUAUGGCCCACUCUGCAUUAUCAGUCUGGCAUUGAGUUCCGUGAGGAGUUUUGGGAAGCCUACCGGCAAGUAAAUGAGAUUUUCGCUGAUGUCGUUGCGGAAGAAGCACAUACCGGCGACUUGAUAUGGAUACAUGAUUAUCACCUCAUGCUCCUGCCCUCUCUCUUGAGAUCUCGUCUCCGGGCGCAGGGAAAGGAGUGCCCGAUAGGGUUCACACUACACACUCCUUUCCCUGCGCGAGACGUUUGGAGAGGGCUUCCAGUCGAGAAAGAACUAGUCACCGGAAUGCUUGCAAGCGAUGUGGUGGGAUUCCACACAGAGGAAUAUAAAGAGAACUUUGCAACUGCAUGUGUAAACCAUUCUGAUGUGGUAGGACUGGAGGAAACUGAUUGCAUUCGCAUGGGCGAUCAUCUUGCACACCUCGGCGUGUUUAUUGUCGGUAUUGACCCCAUUAAGUUCAGCGAGACUUUGAAAAACCCAUAUGUUGUGAAUCGCAUCAACGAACUUCGACAUAUGCACAGCAACAAGACGAUUAUGAUCGGUGUCGAUCGGCUUGAUUACACCAAGGGACUUGUACAAAAGCUCAAGGGCUAUGAACGGUUCCUAAAUGAUAAUCCUGAACUGCGGAAUAAAGUCGUCCUGGUCCAGGUGGCCGUACCAAGUCGUGAAAAUGUAAAGGAAUACCAAGACUUAGAAGAAGAGAUACAAACGUUGGUGGGUAAGAUAUGUGGCGAACACUGUGCACCGGAUAACUUUCCAUUGGUCUAUAUGCACCGUUCGAUAUCUUUCACUGAGCUCACUGCUUUGUAUUCUGUUGCCGAGGUCUGUUUGGUCACUUCUCAACGGGACGGAAUGAACCUAGUGGCAUCAGAGUAUAUCGCGUGUCAGGGUCACAGACAUGGGGUUUUGGUGCUAUCUGAAUUUGCUGGAGCUGCAAGCUUUAUGCAAGAAGGGAGCAUAUUGUUUCAUCCGUCUAGUACAGACCAGUUAUCACAGGCAAUAUAUCAAGCGGUGACUAUGAAUCAGGAUGAGAGAAAGAAGAGAUAUGAGUCACUCUGUGACUUUGUCACCAAUUAUACAAGGUGCGCCUGA
Molecule: messenger RNA, 1398 nt
Organism: Talaromyces atroroseus
Lineage: Eukaryota; Fungi; Ascomycota; Eurotiomycetes; Eurotiales; Trichocomaceae
Exons: 4
Coding region: 1-1398 (465 amino acids)
Biological process (GO): cellular response to heat; trehalose biosynthetic process
Cellular component (GO): cytosol; alpha,alpha-trehalose-phosphate synthase complex (UDP-forming)
Molecular function (GO): catalytic activity
Source: RefSeq, a predicted model, not a curated record